UCGGAGCCGUGAGGUCACAAUGCCCCGUCCAAUGGCUGUGCGGUGCUGUGCCGUGAGCUCACAAGGCCUGGCUGCGACGCUGUCCUGUGCCGCAGGCUUUGCUCUGUGCGACGCUCACUGUGGCUGCAGCGGUGGUGUUGGAAGCAUGGUGCGAGUGUGGGGAGCCAUGGCCCCUGCCCGCUUUGUCCUCUUCCUCCUACUGAUGGCCAUGUGUUUCCGGGAGACCUGUGCUGCUCCGUGGCGAGCACCGGGAGCAGGAGAUGAACUUGGUGCUCCCUUUCCGGAUGAUCGUUUGGAUCCGGAUUUUGUGCCUGUGCCUCUGGGACAACCCAGAGGCCCUGCUGGUGAAUCAGCAGAACAGAAUCCUGCCUCUGAGCCUGAAGGGGAUGCUGGAGAUGUGACUGGAGGAGGUGAUCCAGGUUCCGCUCUGAGCUCUGGGACUGAAACUCCGGCAGAUCGCAUGGGAGUGCCCCCAGGGAGGGCUUUGCCCGGUCAUGUGUUUCCUCCUGCGCUGGAGCCCAGCUGGAAUCCCAGCGGUCCGGAAAAAGGAAAGGAUGAAUCCCAAAAGAGGAGAAUACUCCCAGGGCUCAUCCCGUCUCCUCAAGGAACUGGUGAAGGAAAUGGAGAAGGCAGCGCGUGGAACUGACCAACAAAGUGAGCAGGAUGCACUGCAGGAAAGGCAGCCAUCCCACACUGCCAGUCUCGGGCAAAGGAACGCAGGCAGCGCCAACAACUGUCAUGCCAGGGAUGAAUGCCGGGACGAGCACAAAGGCUGCUGUUGGCAGAUCUGCGCGAAGGCGCCACAUCGCAGCGAUGGUACUGUUCUCAGCUGUGCUGCUGUCUGCGCUGGUGCUGGCCUGUGGUGCUGUGAUAUGGAUGUGCCAAAAAUACGUAGUGUGCAAGAGAGAAGAGAGAGCAGCAGAGCAGGCUCAUCCUGAUACCAACUAGGAGAGAGUUCCAACUGGAGACGAGGGCAGAACGGAGCUGGGAGAGGCAGCCGAAGAGACUCUUGCCCCAUCAAAGAAGAAUCUCAGCCAUCGUCCCAGUGCAUUCCAUUCUGCCAUCCAAGAGGCCAAAGGUCUUCAAAGUCAUCUGGAAGACUUGGAGCUUGAACUCAAAGCCGUGAAAGAGGUCCACGGGAACAGUCCUGAGUGCUGCUUUCUGUCAGGGGACGGCCCUGAAAGUGAGAGCGGAGAACCAGCAGCAGAGCUUUUGUCCUUCACCCUGCAUUCUCUGGGACAAGCAUCAGCAACAUUUCAAAGAUUCUUAGCUCGGCACAGCUACAAUCCUGUUGAGGGUCCUAAUGAGGAGCCAGAAAGCGAGCUUCCUCUGACCGCUGGACAACACCUUAACGUCUUUGGAGCUGUGGAUGAGAAUGUGCUGGUUUCAGGGAGAGCUGACAGAUGGCACAAGAGGACUGGUCCCAUCCAGUUUGGUUGCGGAGGUUUCAGAUGAUGAACUGGAUACAACGAUGCCUCCGGAGCUCUGUGCUCUCCUGCUGGAUACUUGAUGAAUAAGUGGAUGCAGAGAUUCCAUCAUGCAGCAACAUCCUGUCAAAAUUCCUGCGUUACUCCAUCUGCAAGACUACCCCCUGCUCCACUUGAUGUUCAGGUGGAGUGUGUGCAGGACGUGGAUGAGCUCCUUUGGGAACACUCUGAGGUGACUGACAGUGUAACUGCAUAGUCUUGUGGUAUAUUAAACAAACAAACAAACAAACACCACCCACAAUAAAACAACCAACCAACCAACCCAAAAAGCGCUGCUCUUUUUCUUGGAUACACUGAGGUGAUCCUUUUUCUAGCUGAGACUUUGCAAUGAGUCUUGAAGCAGAUUUGAGCCGGUAGAAGUUGGCAGUGUCUGCAUUCCGUUCUCCUGAUUUCCUUGCUGGUCAGAGUUAAGGUGCCAUGCAUCCAUUCCCCAGCCCUAGCUGUCUCCUGAAUCAUGAGAACAGCCUUUCCAUAUUGUGGAAAGAACUGGAGUGGAUUCACGCUGAAGGACAAGAUGCUUGCAGACACGUAAGCUCAAGAAGAGAAUGCAGAGUCCAUGGAAACUCGCUGCCAAACACCGAUGAGAAAGUAGAAUAGGCUCCUGUUGUUGAAGAUGGGACGGUGAAACAGAUGUCUCAGCUCAACACAACGCCAGUAGGAGCUGGUUCGGGCUACCCCCCCUUAAAAGGUCGGAAGUUCACAGCGAGGUAGACUACGAGCCUUCAUCCACUGACCGCCAGAGACCCCCACCACAUUUUUAGGACGCGUGCUCAAGAGGGUGGGACAAUACGUUAAUAGUUUCUCAGAAUUCCAGCCCAUUUUUGUGGAACGUAAUGAAUAUGUGGAUGUUAUGUCUGUAAGUAUGUAACCAGUGCUUUUCUCUGUGUGCGAGUUAGGAGGAGAUAUCCCCCCCCGCACCCGGCUGCCGUAAUGAGCGUACCUGCUUUGUAACCUUACGUGGGUUCCAGAGUUUGAUUCCACACGUCACUCCCUUCACUAUUAAGAGGACAAAGAACUUCUGGCACAGAAGGAUGCCCACCUGCAAGGCUCAAAUUGCACGCUGCUUCCUCCCUCUCUGCUCAGUAAAACUCUGUGUUGGGCUCAUUUGGAA
This is a messenger RNA of Gallus gallus (chicken), 2598 nucleotides long. RefSeq names its product collagen alpha-1(I) chain-like. Lineage: Eukaryota; Metazoa; Chordata; Aves; Galliformes; Phasianidae. The record is from RefSeq and is a predicted model, not a curated record. The transcript is spliced from 9 exons. Bases 20 to 646 code for a protein of 208 amino acids.